AAUGAUAGGAAGCCGUCUGGUAUGGUAGGCUAUGUGUAUUCGAGUAGCCCAAGACGAGCUUCGACCAAAUACAUUAUUCUGAUAGGUUUUCGUAAAUACUAAGUUAGAUAGCUGGUAGAUUACAGUAGCAGAAGAGUGCAACUUUACCCAUGGGUUCACAAUAAUAGAAGAAGGCAACACCCUAGGAGCCGAGGCAAAAAUCUCGGUUGCUAAGAAGCUAUAAUAGCAGUCCUCAAUCUUUUCCUGAUUUGUAACCGAGCUAACCUAGACGUCUACAAGACCACAAGGAAACCACGCCGAGUUUACGAUGGGAGGCCUGAACGCGUCUCGUUAGUUAGCCAGUUCGCUAUGUUCUCCUUGAUGUUAAUGCUGUUUUCAUGCGAUACAGUGUCAGGUGAAGUAGAAAAGGAAACGGGUCGGACAGACCGCUAGCUAGUUAUUAAUGUCGCUUAGGCAGGCUACUCUGAUGACUGCGUCGGUUGAGGUGUAGCUAUCAUUUCAGCGAGGUAACCUAGGUUAAGUGACUUAGUAGUGUUGGGAAUGCAGCCCCCUCUACCACCAGCCACAGUCAGAGAGUUGGUGCGUUCCUGUCUCCAUAUUGACCCUGUAGCAGCAGAUUUGCGCUGCAGUCUUUUUGUGGCUGCUGUGCAGAACUACAAACGUGACUCUGUGCUGAGACCAUUCCCAUCCCUAUACCUAAGAGGAGAGACGAAGGAUUUUGAAGAAUUGCAGAAAGAUGUUAGCUCUUUACCAAGUGUAAGAGAUUUGGUCCGAUUUGGAUCUGGAGAAGGAGAUCAUCUCUUGGCACUAGUGCACUGGGUGCUCUCAUCUAAGAGUUUUGCUGUGAAGACCAUCCAGAAAGAAGAGUGGGCCAGACUCAGCCAGCUGACACAAAAUGCAGGGAUCUCCACUCCUGUACCAGACUUCCUUUUUGAGUUAGAAUACUGUGAACAGAUGAACUGCAAGUUUGAGAAGACACGGGCAGGAAGAGACAUUAUCUAUGCAUUCCAUGGUAGCCGUCUGGAGAACUUCCAUUCCAUUAUUCACAAUGGUUUACACUGCCAUCUGAAUAAGACAUCACUGUUUGGGGAAGGCACUUACCUCACCAGUGACCUUAGUAUGGCUAUUCUCUACAGUCCCCAUGGAAAUGGAUGGCGUGAAAGUGUACUUGGGCCACUUCUAAGCUGCAUUGCUCUGUGUGAAAUUAUUGAUCACCCAGAUGUGAAGUGUCAGGUGAAGAAGAAAGAUUCUGAGACCCUUGACCGCCAUCGUUUGAGGGCAAGGAACAGCGAGGGAGGUGACGUACCUGAGAAAUACUUUGUGGUCACCAAUAAUGAGCUGCUGAGGGUAAAAUACCUGCUGGUUUACUCCCAGAAACGAAAUAGAAGCAGAAAUGUUCAAGGGACUUCAUGGCUGGUCAGGCACCAUUUUGCCAUCAUGAUGGGCCUCUACCUUCUGCUUCUCAUAUUUAUUGGUGCCUUCAAUUCAACUACUUUCCAGUCAUUUUGGCAUAGAAUUUUCCGGUGAUCCACACUGCCAAUGUUACAUACGCUUCCUAUCCAAAGUGCCUUUUUCUUGGGUUCACAAAAACAUUCAGUUACUUGGUUAAAGACUGAUAAGGAUGAUGCUCAGGAAGCUCUGAACAUUUUACUCCACUCCAUAGUAUGUAUUAAUUAUGCCACAGGCACCAGUCCUUAAAUCACCUAUUAGUAGCUUUUGAUACAUGGGCAUUUUAUGCAUUUAUGCAUGUAGUUUUCUUUUUUUCUGAAAACGUUUAUCAGGAGUGGGAUGAGGCUGCCUAGUAUAUGGGGGUUUGUAACACUAUGGCAUGUAAUUCUACUUGUGUAGAAUGAUAGGAAUGUUAAAUUAGCUGUUAAACCAAAUUUGAGGGACAAAGUCUUGUCCUGUCUCUACCUGCCUUAUCAGUAAAAUACUUGGUUUUGGAAUUUAAUGGUGAUGUUUGUGGACCACCAUGAUCACUUUACAAUUUAAAUCUAGCAAAUCUAGUAUUUCUAUACUCAAUGUAGCCAUUCACAUGUUAUGUUAGAGCUGUUUUAACUUUAGAUAUCUUAUAAUGAACAAAAUUAUUAUAAUUAACUUUAAUGACUCUAAAGCAAAUUUUUAAAGAAUUUUUGGUAAAAUCGGCUACAUCACUACCAGUAAUCAGUCCCAAGUAACCUUAAAGCUUUUGUAUUUUAAAGUAAAUGUGAAUACUCUUAACAGUUAAUUUUGGGACUUAGCUAGGUCUGUAUUACUCAAGUCCAUAAAUAUGAUCAUCUUUAAAAAAUAAGAUUAAAUUAAAUGAUCUAAGAACCAUUGUGAGGGUGAAAAAUAUGGCUGUUCCAGAUUUAAUAAGCCCUGUUGUGAAUAACAUCUUGCCACACACACACACACAGCAAAUGCAAUAUUGUUUCUCAUUUUCAUUAACUAUUUUAACCUUGAAAGUAUGCAUUAUGGGUUCAUAAAUAUGGGACUAUUUUUCUGUAGACCUAUAAAAUAGUUUACAAUCAAAUCAAUAAAUCCAUAUCCUCCUCA
Electrophorus electricus (electric eel) is the source of this 2535-nucleotide messenger RNA. RefSeq names its product poly (ADP-ribose) polymerase family, member 16 (gene parp16). NCBI's taxonomy places the organism in Eukaryota, Metazoa, Chordata, Actinopteri, Gymnotiformes, Gymnotidae. The record is from RefSeq and is a predicted model, not a curated record. Gene Ontology annotation, molecular function: NAD+ poly-ADP-ribosyltransferase activity.